Messenger RNA from Rotaria sordida, 1146 nucleotides. Lineage: Eukaryota; Metazoa; Rotifera; Eurotatoria; Philodinida; Philodinidae. The record is from the annotation of a GenBank genome assembly.
AUGGACAUAACUAAUAAUCUAAGUAAUUCCAAUACCAUAACAUCAUCAACAAAUCCACCAAAACGUGUUCGACUUGAAACUGACGAUUGGAUUGAUAAAGCACCACGAUCACGUCUAUUAGAACGUUGGAAAGAACAAGAUUCAUAUAUUGAUUAUUUAGAAUCACGUUUACAUCAAUUACAACAAUCUAUUGAAUCGAAUGAACGUUUACGUGAAAAAGAAGCUGAAUGUAAAAAAUUAAAAUCUAUGCUUAAUUAUCGAUUGUUAACUAAAACAACACAACAACAAGCAUUGGAUCAAAUGCGUGAUAUGAUGCAAACACCAUCAUUAAGUCGUCUUAGACAAACAUAUUUAGAUCCAUCAAUUAAUCUUAUAUAUGGACAAAUGCGUGAUGAAAUUGAACAAAGUCGUAAAGCUCGUGAUGAAGCACAAAAUGAAUUACAUUCAUGGCAAUUUACACCCGAUAGUAAAACUGGUAAAAUGCUCAUGGCUCGAUGUAAAAAAUUACUUGAAGAAAAUGAACAAUUAGGAAAAAUAGUUUCAUCAGAUAAUGUUGCUAAACUUGAAGGUGAAAUAGCUUUACAGAAUCAACUUUUAUCAAAUAUAAAAGAUACACAAAAAGAUUAUGAAGAUAUUAUGUUAGAUAUGGAUACAAAUAUGGAUGCUAUGUCAAGUACAUUACUUCAUAUGCGUCAACAAUUAACUGAUUCUCAUCAACAAAUAAUUUCAUUAAGUGAAGAAAAUGCUCGUUUAAAAACUCUUUGUCAAUCAACAAAUAAAUCUCUAAAUACACCAAAUGGAACUAUUCAUACAGAUUCAUCGUCGAUUGUUACGACAACGACAAACAAUAAUAAUAAAUUACCACAGAAACGACCACAUUCAUCAAAUAGGACUACACAAAAUGUCGCUACUACAAAUAAAUUAAAAACAACAACUAAUUUAUAUGAUAUAGAUGAAACAACUUCGCCACCACUAGUACCACCACCAUCAUCAUCAAAUGAUAUAAUGGAUGUAGAAUCUAAUAUAUCGACAUCAAUGAACAGUACUACUACUACUACUAAUAAUAAUAAUAAUAAUAAUAAUAAUAACAAUGAGCAUCUGAAAAGGACUAAUGCGCUUGAAAAUGGAAUUAAUAUUACAAGUUAA